Messenger RNA from Tachysurus vachellii, 4772 nucleotides. RefSeq names its product ATP-binding cassette sub-family D member 2 (gene abcd2). NCBI's taxonomy places the organism in Eukaryota, Metazoa, Chordata, Actinopteri, Siluriformes, Bagridae. Gene Ontology annotation, cellular component: peroxisomal membrane. The record is from RefSeq and is a predicted model, not a curated record. Gene Ontology annotation, molecular function: ATP hydrolysis activity; ABC-type transporter activity; long-chain fatty acid transmembrane transporter activity. Bases 193 to 2433 code for a protein of 746 amino acids. Gene Ontology annotation, biological process: peroxisome organization; long-chain fatty acid import into peroxisome; fatty acid beta-oxidation. The transcript has 10 exons.
UCAUGUCACGGAUGUGCCCAAUCCUAUUCUUCGAAGGCGUGGCGAACUAGAAACGCCGCAUCGUAACCGGAGUGACGGAAAGGAACAAAUAACGGCGCUGCAGCAAAGCGGCGCACGGAACAGCGUGAAUGAGGAUUUGUUCAACCUGAUGGAAGUGGAUUAGAGAGAUCCGGUGUGAAUACAGGAGUAAAAAUGACCAGUAUACUGCAUGCAGCGUCUAAGGUGAAAUGGAAUAAGAGCGCAGCGGCCAGGCGAGCUGUGUUUCUCGCGGCUGCUGCAUAUGGAUUAAAAACCCUUUACCCCAUCAUCUACAAACGGAUCGGUAAACGCACAGAGCCCAAAAGCACAGCUAACGGAAACCGUGAGCAGAAUGGACUAGUGUUGACGCAUAGAUCCAUAUUAGAAAGCGUUUCCGGUCCAGAUGACCAUCACAGACCGCCUGGCGUGGACGCGCGCUUCUUUAGACAGAUCCUCGAUGUUCUCAGAAUAAUAUUUCCGAAGCUCGCGACCCGAGAACUGGCCUUGCUCUGCUUACACUCGGCGGCUCUUGUAUCGCGGACAUUUCUGUCAAUCUAUGUGGCCGGCUUGGAUGGCAAAAUUGUCAAGAGCAUCGUGGAGAAACGGCCGCGCAGCUUCAUCGUCAAGCUCAUGAAGUGGCUGCUUGUUGCCGUUCCUGCUACAUUCGUAAACAGCGCGAUCCGCUACCUGGAGGGGAAGCUUGCACUGGCCUUGCGCACGCGCCUGGUGGAACGCGCCUAUGCGACCUACUUCACCGGGCAGACGUACUACCGUGUGGCGAACAUGGACGCGAGGCUGGCCAAUCCAGACCACUCUCUCACGGAGGACGUAGCGAUGUUUGCGCAGUCUGUCGCGCGCCUGUACUCCAACCUCACCAAGCCAGUGCUAGAUGUGGUCCUGACCUCGUACACGCUCAUCCAGACCGCGAGGUCGCGCGGUGCAGGGGCCACAGGGCCCACGCUGCUAGCCGGGCUCGUGGUGUUCAUCACUGCCAAAGUGCUGCGCUGGUGUUCCCCGACGUUCGGCCAGCUCGUGGCUGAGGAGGCGCGCAGGAAGGGGCACCUGCGUCACGCCCACUCAAGGAUCAUCGCUCAAGCAGAGGAGAUUGCCUUCUACGGAGGGCACAAGGUAGAGAUGCUGCAGCUGCAGAAGUGCUACAAGGCUCUUGCUGAGCAGAUGAAUCUGAUCCUGUCCAAGCGUCUAUGGUACAUCAUGGUCGAACAGUUUCUCAUGAAAUACGUUUGGAGUGGAUGUGGACUUGUUAUGGUGGCUGUCCCUAUUAUCACUGCCACCGGUUUUGCUGACAACGAACUUGCAGAUGGCCAAACACAAGUGUUAGUGAGCGAGAGGACAGAAGCCUUCACGACUGCACGCAAUCUUCUAGCCUCAGGGGCAGAUGCCAUUGAGAGGAUCAUGUCCUCCUACAAAGAGGUCACUGAGCUGGCCGGAUACACGGCCCGUGUUCACAACAUGUUCCUGGUGUUUGAGGAGGUGCAGAGAGGUGUGUAUAAGCGUCCACUGGUCUCUGCAACUGCAGCAGCUGGAGAGAAUGGGGGUGGCAAGCCUGAGCUUCACAUUGAUGGUCCACUAGAGAUCACAGGAAAUGUGAUUGAUGUGGAUAAGGGUAUAGUGUGUGAGAGUGUUCCCAUCAUCACUCCAAACGGGGAUGUUGUUGUGUCCAGCCUGAACUUUAAGGUAGACGAGGGUAUGCACCUGCUGAUCACAGGACCUAAUGGCUGUGGGAAAAGCUCUCUCUUCCGUAUCCUCAGUGGUCUCUGGCCUGUGUACAGUGGCAUGUUGCACAAACCUGCUCCGCAACACAUGUUCUAUAUCCCACAAAGGCCUUACAUGUCUAUUGGGACACUGCGUGAUCAGGUGACGUACCCUGACUCUGUGGAGGACAUGCAUGAAAAAGGUUAUAGAGACAAAGACCUAGAAGACAUUCUGGAUAUUGUCAACCUCAAACACAUCGUUACCCGAGAAGGAGGUUGGGAAGCAGAGGUGGACUGGAAAGAUGUGCUCUCAGGAGGAGAGAAGCAGCGGAUGGGCAUGGCUCGGAUGUUCUACCACAAGCCCAAAUAUGCCCUGCUAGAUGAGUGCACAAGUGCUGUUAGUAUUGACGUGGAGGGUAAAAUAUUCCAGGCUGCAAAGGAUGCUGGGAUCUCCUUGCUGUCUAUUACACAUAGGCCCUCUCUGUGGAAGUACCACACACACCUUCUGCAGUUUGACGGUGAGGGAGGUUGGCGAUUCGAGCAGUUGGAUACAGCUACCCGGCUCUCUCUCACUGAGGAGAAACAGCGUCUGGAGUCUCAGCUCGCCGGCAUUCCCAAGAUGCAACAGAGACUGAAUGAACUGUGUAAGAUUCUGGGUGAGGACUCUGUGCUGAAGACAAAUGAGUCCAAUGAUGGGGAAUAAGAGACAGGGAGCUAGAGUUACAGCAUACGCACACUGCACGCCAGACAAUAGUAACUCGCAAAAAGUCCCAACUCCCAAAGUGUGAGUUAGGUUCUGCCACUCACUAUCCCAUAAUUCCUUCCAUAUUUAUUCACUACUCCAAAUUGACAAAUGAAUGGGAGGAAAAUUUCAGUAAGCACAUAUUUUUAAACCAUCCUUAAUACUACCUGCAGUUCCUGCAGUGAUUUUUAAAGUUUGUUGCUUUUGAAAAAAAUGCCAUUUUAUUAUCUUCUUUUCCCAUAUGGAAAAUCUCGAAUGUCUUAGCUAUGCUUUAUCUCAGAGUUCAGAGAUCAUUUCAGCUAAGCUGUUUGUAAUUAUAUGUUAGCAGUAUAAUUUGCUGAUUCAGACAAUAGGAUUGAUUGUAACAUAUUUGUGACUUUUUAUUGUUGUACAUGUCAUACCGUGACGAUGACAUCUAUCUCUGCUUCUUUUUGGAAAUAUCUGUUCCUUCUUAUUGUUUUGUUCUUUCUAGUGACUUAACUGUGACUUAACCCUUAACAGCUGAUUUCUCACCCUUAAAUAUGAAGUCUAGUUUAAUAUUUGUUUAGUAAUAGUUAUUUUGUGACUAAUUGGUGCUAUAAUUUAUCAUUUGCUUUUGUCAGUGACUCGUUCAAUUAGUAAGCAUCUUUCAGUAUCAGCAAUUGAACUUUGAGCUUUUGUGUUUUGUGACGUGACAGAAGAGACCUUGUUUCAAAUAUUCUUACAUUCAUCUUCAGUAACAAUUUUAUCCUGGUCAGGGGUGUUAUGGAUCUCGGGGACACAGUGGAUGCAGCAGAAACACACUAUGGGACACUAGUCCAAUGCAGGGCACCAUGCACACACAUAUAUUCACACCUAAAGGGAAAUUUAUUAUAGCCGGUCUACCUACAAGCUUGUUUUUGUUGUAUGGGAGGAAACAGGAGAACCCAGGUUAACUCCACCAAUCAUUCUGAGUGACUCUAGCUCACGAUCAAACUGGCAACCUUGGACCUGUGAGUCAGCAUCACAGUGCUGCUCCACUGUGCUGCACAAUCAUCAUAUAUAUAUAUAUAUACGCACACAAUGCAUAUAUGAGCUACUAGGCUGUUGAUAUGAUCUUUUCAUUGUGCUGCUUUUUGGAAUCUGUACCCCAGCAUGACAGGGAUGGAGAACUUCCAUGGCCAGCUCUGGCACUGAUACCCCAGAACAUGUAUAAUUUACACAGGUAAAUGGUGUGACAUGGUUAAGAUGAAUCCAUAAGCACUUUGGCAAUAACCCAGAAGACAAGAUGGUUCUUUUACUUUUAGUGUUUUCCUGACAACAAGCCUGAUCCUGCCAAAAUUUAUGUUUUGAUUUAUCCUCUGCUUUGGUGUAAAUGUUGCAGGGCCGAGAAAAAAAAUGUGUCUUAUAUUCUGGACAAUCUGAUAAAUAAUAGACUGCAGGCUGAUUAUGGCCAUUUUGUGCCCUUAGUUCAGGAAUUAUAGGCUUCUGUCACCCAUUCAUUUUUAGCCCAGACAGAACUUUAUAAUAUUAAGGUUAUAUAUUUUUUUUGUUGUUAUUGUUGAUGUUGUUUUUUUUUACAGUUCUCCCAAAACGCGCAAUCAUGUCUGUCUCCAGAUGGACUAAUAUACUGUGAAUUUUGUCAAUGCUGAUUUGAUGAUUGCCUGUCAGUGACUUAUGAGCAAAUGCAUUUUAAUGCAUUGCUCUCAAGCUUGACAUUAUGUGGUUUGACUUUAAUAGCCUUGAUUAUAUACUGUACAAAUGUUUUCUGCUUUGCAAACUCAAGUUCAGGAAGUUUAGAUGCUAUUUUCUUUACUGAAUAAUUGUUUCUGGUAUAUGAAACAUUCUGGAUACCAGAUACUUUGGCAUUAGAGAUUAUUUUUAUUUCUUUAUUUCUGCUUUCAGUAUCUGUAUCAGGGCCUGUGUCAUUUUCUUCAGUAGGACUUAAUAUUUACAUAACAUUGAUUUCAAAUGUGUAAUUCUGGAACUGUAAAUAGACAGGAUUUUAUAUGUUUGAAACUUAUGUGGUCUCAUAUAUUUUGACUGGCUUAUAUUUUGCCAAUACAGACGUAUCAGAGAUGUUUUUCUGAUGUGAUGAAUUUACAAUUUACUAUAAUGAUUGGUGCCUGGAUACAUGUCAGCAUGUUUUUGCAAAGUCUUUUUAAGGCCAGUUCUGAUUAUUAAUUAUUUUUAUUCCUGAAAAAUUCAAAUAUAUCCUGUUAGGAAUAUAACUUGGAAUGGACAUACUGUCAUUUUGCAUGUCAUAAUACAUCCAUCUUUUGUCUAACGUGGAGGACUAUGUAAGGUUUGAAACAUUGCCUGUUACGUAUCUAAACAAAGAA